CCCCCCCCCCCCCCCCCACACACACACACAACCCCGGUAUUAUAGUUACUGCUUUGCUUGAGCCGCAGUUGAAGAGGUGGUAGUUAACUGCUGAGGGAUGGGGGUUAGAGAAGCGUGCACCAUCCGACUACCUGUGUGGGAUAUAUGAUGUGCUGUGUGUUAGUUUGAACAUUUAUCCAAAGGAGGAAUGUUUCAUCAUUUCAUGGACACGACCAAUGUUGCGACUUUCACUGAUAACAUGAAACGAGGCAUUGCAAGUGCCAACAACUCUGUUAUGUGAGGAUGGCUUUGUAAAAACCCUGGCUCUUCACAUUCGUCGGGAUUCCCCGCAAUAUUCUCACCAAGAAAACAAAUCCGCAAAAAUGGACAAUGAAAGUGUAGCACAAAGAUACGAGCCCGUCGCCGAGAUUGGCGAAGGUGCUUACGGAAAGGUGUACAAGGCACGAGAUUUGAAGAACGCGGGACGCUUUGUAGCCCUAAAAAGAGUUCGGGUACAGACGGAGGAGGAAGGGAUGCCCCUCUCGACCAUCCGUGAGGUGGCGGUACUGAGGCAACUGGAGGCAUUCGAACACCCCAACGUGGUCAGACUGUUCGAUGUGUGUACUGUGUCUCGGACCGACCGCGAGACCAAGCUGACCCUGGUCUUUGAGCAUGUUGACCAGGACCUGACCACAUACCUAGAGAAAGCCCCUGAUCCUGGGGUGCCACCUGAAACUAUCAAGGAUAUGAUGUACCAGCUGCUGCAGGGGUUGGACUUCCUGCACUCACACCGUGUGGUUCACCGGGACCUGAAACCCCAGAACAUCCUGGUCACCAGUGGAGGACAGAUAAAACUGGCCGACUUCGGUCUUGCCAGAAUAUACAGCUUUCAGAUGGCCCUGACCUCCGUGGUGGUGACGUUGUGGUACAGAGCCCCAGAGGUGUUGCUCCAGUCCAGCUAUGCCACCCCAGUUGACUUGUGGAGUGUGGGCUGUAUCUUCGCUGAGAUGUUCAGGAGAAGACCUUUGUUUAGAGGAAGCUCAGAUGUUGAUCAGCUGGGCAAGAUUUUUGAUGUGGUCGGGGUUCCCUCGGUGGAGGACUGGCCCCAGGAAGUUGCCCUACCACAGAGUGCCUUCUCUCCACGACCCCCUCAGCCAAUCGGAAACCUCAUCCCUGACAUGGACGAGCUGGGGAAGUCCCUUAUACUGCAAUUCCUGGCAUUCAAUCCCGCCAAAAGGAUAUCAGCGUUUGCUGCUCUGACCCACCCCUACUUCCAGAGUGUGGAUAGUGACAGUAAGAGUGUGUACGCUCAGCCCAUUGCCAGCAACAAGCCCACCAUGGAGGAGAGUGCUGCCUGACAGCCCCCCGUCCCAGGAUAAGAGAGAGAGAGAGCGAGAGAGAUGGACACAAAGACAGAGAAAGAGAGCAACAGACAGACAUUUGAUUCUAAAAUGCAACAGUGCUGUCUUCCACAAUGUACUGAUUCGAAUGCUGCUUUUUAGGAUAAUUUUUUUUAAAUUAAAAAAUGUAAACAAUGCAAGGACCCUUAAAGCUGAGAUGUACUGCCACCAGGGGAGAACCUCUGGAUGUCCAGGAGCUGCUGCCUCUUGUCUCUUCUGCCUUAGCCUGAGAAGAGGCUCCUCAGUGAGGGAACACCAAGCACCAAGGGUAGGUCGGCAUGGAUCUCACCUGGAGCUCAUCUCCACGACUGAACUGAGAGAGAGGAUACACACACAUAUGUUUAUCCCAUGCAGGAGGACCUCACACUGCCUAGUGCUGCUUAUGGUCCAAACAUACAUUUGUGUUUUUAUAUCACUGCCAUCUACAGGUAGUCCUGUGUUGCUGCAGACUGGAGCAGGAUUCUGAUGGGCUUCAGCUUAAAAGACUUGUGACUGGUGCAAACGAAGCACUCCACGGAACAACUGAAAAUGGAUCACUUUGAGUUCUUCUUAUGGCAUCCAUACUUCAGUGUCAUAAAGUGAGAUGAAAUCAGAUGGACACCAUUCAAGAGCCUAUGUGUUACUCUUUCUGAUGACCUGAUCAAUCAGAAACACAGAAACACAGCCUAAAACCCCAAACAGCAAGCAAUGCAGAUGUAGAAGCAUGGGGGCUAGGAAAAACUCCCUAGAAAGGCAGGAACCUAGGAAUAAACCUAGAGAGGAACUGAGGGGUGGCCAGUCCUCUUCUGGC
This is a messenger RNA of Oncorhynchus mykiss (rainbow trout), 2169 nucleotides long. Its product is annotated as cyclin-dependent kinase 6. Lineage: Eukaryota; Metazoa; Chordata; Actinopteri; Salmoniformes; Salmonidae. The record is from RefSeq and is a predicted model, not a curated record. Gene Ontology annotation, biological process: regulation of cell population proliferation; regulation of gene expression; protein phosphorylation. Gene Ontology annotation, cellular component: cytoplasm; nucleus; cyclin-dependent protein kinase holoenzyme complex. Gene Ontology annotation, molecular function: ATP binding; cyclin binding; cyclin-dependent protein serine/threonine kinase activity.